AUGAAAUACCUUAUUGCCUUAUUGCUAGUAUCAACCAUAUUGGCAGCUAUUCCAACUAAAGUUACCAAUUGUAUGGCCAAUCCAAAAGUUGUUUUCACUGAGGCAACCUUCAGUGUUACUCCAGCUAAGGGUGUAGAUGAAACAAUCACACUUUAUGGAUCAGCUAAUGAGCAUGCAGAAUUAGCCAACGUACAACUCAAAGCUAAAUGGAAUGGCAUGGAUGCUUUUGAAGACAAUUACCCAGAAGAUGAAGUCUAUGACAAAGGAGAUCGUGUCACCUAUGAAUUGACCUAAAACUUCCCAACUUUUACUCCAUCUGGCAAAAUUGUUGUCUAAAUGUGGUUCUAAAAUGCUAAGGGAACUAACUUUGGUUGUGCCGAAGUAGGAUUUGUUAUUUGAUUCCUAUAUAUAGAUGUUCAUUAAAUAAGAUCUAAAACUCAUAUUAAAAA
This is a messenger RNA of Paramecium tetraurelia, 449 nucleotides long. RefSeq lists its product as uncharacterized. The transcript is spliced from 2 exons. NCBI's taxonomy places the organism in Eukaryota, Ciliophora, Oligohymenophorea, Peniculida, Parameciidae. The record is from RefSeq and is a predicted model, not a curated record.